This is a messenger RNA of Colius striatus (speckled mousebird), 5245 nucleotides long. Its product is annotated as KIAA0319 like. Lineage: Eukaryota; Metazoa; Chordata; Aves; Coliiformes; Coliidae. Gene Ontology annotation, cellular component: plasma membrane; cytoplasmic vesicle. Gene Ontology annotation, molecular function: protein binding. The coding region runs from base 326 to 3694 and encodes 1122 amino acids. The transcript has 21 exons. The record is from RefSeq and is a predicted model, not a curated record.
CCUGUGGCUGCGCGGCCUCUUCUGCCGCUGGCUGCGGGGGGGGCGCGGCCCGGCCCGGCCCGGCCCCGCUCCGCCAGCGCCGCACCCCGCCACCUCCCGCACGGCGCCCGCUGAGGCGCUCUCGGUUCCGGGGAGAGGCGGUUCAGCUUCCGGGUGAAGGGGUGGGCGGCGCCAUGGCCGCGGGGCAGGAGGCCGCGCUGCCCCCCGGCCCGCCGCGCUGGAGGCCCGGUCCCGCCCGGCGCCGGGUGCCGCCGCCCGCCUGAGGCCGCCGAGCUCGCCUCGCCUCGCCAUGCGCCCCUGAACCCUGCUGCUGUCCACAAAGGCCAUGGAGAAGAGAUUGGAAGCAAAGUUCAGCAUUAGCACCCGAUUCCUGUCACGACACUGCCUGGGAAAACCUGCAAGGGAGCUGAGAAGUCUGCAGCUGUUCUACCUGUGUGCUUGCCUGUGUGCCUUGUGCUCCUCAGCAGAUGCCAACUGGAACAGAUCUAAAUGUGAGCCAGGGAAGAUCCUGUUUGGUGGCCGUUUGAGAUCGUGGGCAGAUCACCACUUACAGCUUCUGGAAGGAUUUCAUACUCUGGGGUCCUGUCAGGCUGCUUGCUGCCAGAGUCCCACCUGUGAUGCCUUUUGGUUUGUGGAAAACAUGUGCAUCCAGGUGAACUGCACCGUGCCUGGCACGUGUCAGGCAGACAGGACUGGCUUUUCUGACUCAGUUUUGGUGUUCUUAAAGAAAUCCAGAAGCACAGAGCACUUCUUGAAGUUACAAACAGAAGGUGACGUGAAGACACAGAUUCACAAGUGGUUAAACUGGGGCAUCCCUGUCCAGAGGAAAAAAAGACUGAGGAGGUCAUUCCAGCAGCAGAGCUUGGCAGGUAACAGGGUAAAACUCCUGAAAAGGGAUAUAGCAGCAAGGGUCAGCAGUGAGGCUGCAGCCAGAGCGGGAGGCAGCACAUCUAGGAACAGCCGGAGCGAAGCAGAGCUCUUGGAGGAUCAAGUCCUGAGGCGUUUGGUGGCAGAAAGUCCUGUUCCUGAAAGCCAUUCAAACCAAAAGGAAGACUCACUGAAAAAUGGACAGAAUGCAAGAGAGCAGAAAACCAAAAGCUCAUUCCCUCCUAAAAGCAAUAAUGUGAACAGAUCAAGUGAUGCAGACAGUGUUGGCUUGACACAGAUCCUCCCAGGAACAUCUGCACCAGAGCCAUCACUAUUGGCUACAUUCUCCAAUCCUGUAGCACAGGGCUUGACAGCCACAGGGAAGACUGAGAAGCCUGGGCAGCCAGAUGAUGCUUUGGUCCAUCCUCACUCCUCAGGUGUGUUGCCCACAGUCAGCCCCAUGCUGGUGAAAAGCACAAUGAAGAUGCAGACAACUACUUCUGUACCAAGUGGAGUUCCCCCAAAUGGCAGUGUUUCUACUCCCCAGACCAACACUGCUGUAUCCCUGAGCACUGCUGCCACCACACCAGUUAUGAAGGAGCUGGUAGUUUCUGCUGGAGACAGCGUCAAAGUGACUCUGCCAAAGAAUGAAGUACAACUGAAUGCAUUUGUGCUUCCUGAACCACCACCUGGAACCACUUAUUCCUUUGAGUGGGAACUGAUAACUCAUCCAAAAGACUACAGUGGAGAAAUGGAAGGGAAGCACUCCCAGACCCUAAAGUUAUCUAAGCUUACUGUUGGUCUGUACGAGUUCAAAGUCAUUGUUGACGGGGAGAACGCACACGGAGAGGGUUAUGUGAAUGUCACAGUGAAUCCCAAGCCUCGGGUGAAUCAGCCUCCUGUUGCCAUCGUGUCCCCACAGUUCCAGGAGAUUUCACUGCCGACCAUUUCGACUCUUAUCGAUGGCAGCCAAAGCACUGAUGAUGACAGAAUUGUCAGCUACCACUGGGAGGAACUGAAGGGUCCUUUACGGGAGGAGAAGGUUUCCAGCGAUACUGCCAUCCUCACCCUGACCAACCUGGUGCCUGGCAAUUACACAUUCAGUCUAACAGUAGUGGACUCAGAUGGUGCCAGCAACUCCACCACUGCAAACUUGACUGUGAACAAAGCAGUGGAUUAUCCUCCAGUGGCAAAUGCAGGCCCAAACCAAGUGAUCACCCUGCCCCAGAACUCCAUCACCCUCUAUGGGAACCAGAGCACCGAUGAUCACAGCAUUGUCAGCUACGAGUGGCUGCUCAGCCCUAACAGCAAAGGGAAGGUGAUGGAGAUGCAGGGGGUGAGGACACCAGUCUUACAGCUCUCUGCAAUGCAAGAAGGUGAUUACACUUACCAGCUAAUUGUGACUGAUUCUGCUGGGCACCAGUCUACUGCAGAGGUCACUGUGAUAGUCCAGCCAGAGAACAAUAAGCCCCCAAAGGCAGAUGCUGGUCCAGAUAAAGAAUUAACCCUUCCUGUGGACAGCACCACUCUAGAUGGCAGCAAGAGCUCAGAUGACCAGAAGAUUGUCUCCUUUCUUUGGGAAAAAACACGGGGUCCAGAUGGUGUCAAGCUGGAGAAUGCCAACAGCAGCAUUGCCACUGUAACAGGCCUUCAAGUUGGGACAUAUGAGUUUACUCUGACAGUUAAGGAUGAGAGGAACUUGCAGAGCCAAAGCUCAGUCAACGUCAUUGUCAAGGAAGAGAUAAACAAGCCACCAGUUGCAAAGAUUGCUGGUAACGUUGUCAUCACCUUGCCCACAAACACAGCUGAGUUGGAUGGAUCAAAAUCCUCUGAUGAUAAGGGAAUUGUCAGCUACCUGUGGACCCGGGAUGAGGGGAGUCCUGCAGCUGGGGAAGUCUUAAAUAAUUCAGACCAUCAUCCUGUCCUCCUCCUGUCCAAUCUGGUAGAAGGGACCUACACAUUCCACCUCAGAGUAACAGAUGCCAAAGGAGAGAGUGAUGUGGAAAGAACCACAGUGGAAGUCAAACCUGAUCCUAGAAAAAAUAACCUUGUGGAGAUCAUUCUGGAUGUGAAUGUCAGCCAGCUGACUGAGAGGCAGAAGGGUAUGUUCAUCAGACAAAUAGGUGUUCUGCUGGGGGUCCUCGACUCGGACAUUACUGUGCAGAAGAUCCAGCCAUACACUGAGCAAAGCACGAAGAUGGUGUUUUUUGUACAGAACCAGCCUCCCCAUCAGAUAUUCAAAGGACGAGACGUAGCCUGGACCCUGAAAAACGAGCUAAGGAAGCAACAGUCAGAUUUCCUCAUCUUCAGGGCAUUAGAAAUCAACACAGUCACUUGUCAGCUGAACUGCUCCGAGCACGGCCGCUGCGACUCCUUCACCAAGCGCUGUGUCUGUGACCCCUUCUGGAUGGAGAACUUUGUCAGGGUGCAGAUGGGUGAUGGUGAAAGCAACUGUGAGUGGAGUGUGCUGUAUGUGAUCAUUGCAUCUUUCCUCAUUGUGGUUGCCUUUGGAAUCUUAUCCUGGAUGGUGAUCUGCUGUUGCAAGAGACGAAAAGGAAAAGCCAAAAGAAAAAGCAAAUACAAGAUUUUGGAUGCAACUGAUCAAGAAAGUCUGGAGUUAAAACCCAAUCCCAAAGCAGGUAGCAGACAGAAAGCCCAGGUCCUCAACACCAGCCUGAUGCACUCUGAGUCAGAACUGGACAGUGAUGAAGCCAUCUUCACGUGGCCUGACCGUGAGAAAGGGAAACUGCUGCGCAGCCAGAACGGCUCCUUACGCAACGGACAAGUGCUGCUCAAACCCAAGAGCCAGAGGGAGGAAAUCUUAUAGCUGGAAUUCCUACAGCUCCCCUCAGGCUGCCUGAGCUCAGGGGGAGGUGAGGAGGAAGGGAAAAGGCUGCUCCUGGCCCUCCCCCACGAGGGCAGUUUGAGUGGGACGUCGCUGCUGACUCAUUUCCCAGGAAAUCCCUUUUGGGUUGGUGGGUUUCUUUUCAUUCAGUUAAAACAAAAACAAAACAAAACUGGUUGUACUUGAAUUUGAACUUCAAGGGAAAGCAAAGGGAGGAAGAAGGCAACUGUGAAGCCCAGGGCAAAGCAUGGGAAGAGGACAGAGCUGGCACCUGGAGAGCGACAGGACAGAACCGCUCAGAGCAACUGGGAACGUGCAGGACUCUCCCAGCUCACCUGGGACUGCAGUGGAGGAAAGACCAUGGAGACUUCCCUGUGACCUGCCUUGGGAGCUCCUCAGACAUGGAAGGUCAAGGCUGUGCUUUGAGCUGUGCUCUGAGCUCUCCCUUCAGGCUCUGGUACCCUGCCACGGGCUACUUCUGCUGUCAAGGAACUUUCUUCUCUUUCACUCCCACCUUCCCUAACGGUUUAAGCACUACUUUAAUUUAGACUUGUCUUUUCACAUGCACUUGGCUGCUUUUGGAAUGUAGAGGAGGGGGGAUCUCAGCACUCUGGUGUCACACUCCAUCAGCUUGCAGGGGGAGGGUUCUGUAGCUGCUCUGAGUUGCUGUCAGGCUCCUCUCACUGGAAGUGCUGUUGGUGCCUGUUCACAUGGGAAAAGCCAAUGGGAAAAGUCUGUGAGCACUGGCUGGGCUGGGAAGCCCCCUCCUGCUGGGUACCAGGGCUUGGGGGUUGGAAUACCCACCUUUGGUACCUGCAUCUAACAUCUGGCUUAACUCCAAAGCUCUGAGAUGUCCUUCAGCAGCCCCCAGCACCUUCUGUUGAUCGUGAAGCCGUCCAUCCUGUGGACAUGAACCAUAUCUCAGUUCUGAAAUGCUGUAUACUGUGGACUUGGGUUGGUUUUGGGGGGUGGUUUUCCCCCCUUAAGAUUUGCACAGGCCAGACAAACAGGGGCUGCUGUCUUCAGCUUCCAGCAGCUGCUGCUCCCCCUGGCCCCACGUUACUCUGAGGAGCCCGACGUGGUCCUGAGGCAGCGUGGAGGCACCCACAGGCUGUCCUGUGGUGGAGAAGGGAGCACUUGGUACCCCAGGGCAGCACAUGGCAAGUGCCAGCAGCAAAUGGCUCUGUGUCUGUGCUGCCAGGGCUCUGGGAUCAGCUGUGGUGAUGGUGUCCCUGAUCUCACCGUGCUGCUUUCAUGAGUUGCACCGCUGUCCUUGGGCAGAAAUCAGCCUCCUGCUGGCAUGAAGGGUUACCACUGCUCCUCUCUGAAUGGCUGAGCAGUUUGUUGCCUUUCUUGGUGUUUAAUUUAAACAAACAAACAAACUGGAAACUUGUUCCGUUGGCUUUGAGCUACGAAAGCCAGAAAGGCUCUGACUUUGGGGUUGUAUUUAUAUUGCUGCACUACUGAUCUGUGUUGAGCUCAAUGAAGAUUAAACACUAUUGAAUGCAAGGGAAUGUUCCCUUGCUGAAUGUA